Capsicum annuum is the source of this 580-nucleotide messenger RNA. Its product is annotated as heat shock protein 82. Gene Ontology annotation, molecular function: ATP hydrolysis activity; ATP-dependent protein folding chaperone; ATP binding. The record is from RefSeq and is a predicted model, not a curated record. Gene Ontology annotation, biological process: protein stabilization; protein folding; cellular response to heat. The transcript has a single exon. NCBI's taxonomy places the organism in Eukaryota, Viridiplantae, Streptophyta, Magnoliopsida, Solanales, Solanaceae. Gene Ontology annotation, cellular component: plasma membrane; cytosol; perinuclear region of cytoplasm. Bases 128 to 460 code for a protein of 110 amino acids.
UUCAAGGGCUGAAUACCUCCACAGUACAAAAAAUAUUGUUGCAACUUUUGUCAAGGCUUCUGAAGAUGAGGAGCUUGCAGUUUUCUUGAAGCAAGAUGCUAUGUUAGAAUCUAAAGCUUGAAAAAAGAUGAACAACAUCAAGUUAUAUGUCUGGAGGGUGUUCAUUAUGGAUAACUGUGAGGAGCUUAUGCCCGAGUACCUUGGAUUUGUGAAGGGUGUUGUGGACUCUAAUGAUUUGUCUCUCAACAUCUCUCGUGAGAUGCUACAACAGAACAACAUUCUCAAGGUGAUUAGGAAGAACCUUGUGAAGAAAUGUAUUGAGAUGUUCAAUGAAAUUGCUGAGACAAAGGAGAAAUUAAAGCUCGCUGAUAUGUUUACCAAAGCUCUUCCCAAAUUCAAAUUUGAAACUCUUCGUGAACAACUUGGAGUUACCAGCAAACAUCUCAAGGAGGAGUGUUGAAGUAUUGAGUUAAUUGCUGUUAUUUUCUUUUUUAGUUUAGUAAUUUUAUUUCUGAAAUUCAGUUAUUUAGUUGAGAUAGAAUAAGAUUUUAUUAGUAUCCCAGUUGAAGAUAGAAUAGGA